Molecule: messenger RNA, 3145 nt
Organism: Porites lobata
Lineage: Eukaryota; Metazoa; Cnidaria; Anthozoa; Scleractinia; Poritidae
Source: the annotation of a GenBank genome assembly
CGAUCAGAAGUAGUGUCAACCAAAUUUGGGGACAUCGAAGGGUUAGAGGUCUCGUAUCCAAAUGCCUCUGGUCAUUUUAAAUCCGUUAGCAAGUUCCUUGGCGUACCUUUCGCCGCUCCACCAGUUGGAGCGCUAAGGUUUAGACCACCACAACCGCCGAAGAGUUGGAAACCGAAGGUGUAUCUGGCCAAAAAACAUGGAAACAUCUGCGUACAACCGAAUUAUUUGGAAAAAUUUAUCAGGUCUGUGACUCCAAAUUUCACGUACAGUGAGGAUUGCUUAUAUCUCGAUAUCUACAGCCCGAAUACCAGCCUCAGUUUGCCAGUGAUGGUUUACAUUCACGGUGGAGGUUACGCCGGCGGAACAGCGAUAGUGUCUCCCAGCGAUAUUUUGGCUCUUCAUGGGGUAGUGGUAGUCAUAAUCCAGUAUCGUCUAGGUCCCUUUGGUUUCUUGACGACCGGUGAUUCGGAAGCUCCUGGUAACUAUGGAAUGCUGGAUCAAGUAGAAGCUCUGAAAUGGGUCCAUGAAAACAUUAAGUAUUUUGGCGGGAAUCCCAGCAAGGUUACCAUAUUUGGACAGAGCGCUGGAGGGUCCAGUGUAGGGCUUCACCUCUUAUCGCCUCUGACACGUGAUCUCUUUCAUCAAGCCAUUGCAGAAAGCGGUGUAGAUUUAAGUUCCUUUGCGAUUCGGCCAAAAUCUUAUGGUCCUCGUUUCACGAGAGAGCUUUCAAAAAGACUGAACUGCGGCUUGAGUAACCACCAUGCAAUGGUUUCCUGUAUACGCGACAAGAGUGCUACAGACGUGCAGAAAGCCGCAGAAUCAAUCGAAUUUGUGUUCACUAAUUACCUCUGCUUGGCACCGGUGGUAGAUGACCACUUUCUUCAUGACACACCCCGCAACUUGAGGGAGAAAGGAGAUUUUAAGCAAGUGCCACUUAUUAUUGGCUUUACCAGCAAUGAUGGGGCGUCUUUUCUUGGUUAUAUGGUCAACGAUUCUUUUGGGCUAAACGAGAGCGUGGACAAUGGAGUGAAUCCGACUUUACUCAAAGCAUCGCUAUCCAAAUUUGCUCGUGCUCGAACCAGUAGGUAAGUUGUAUAGAGGCCUUCCCUUAGACAACUCGGCGAUCUACCUAAUCUCCCGACUUCUUCAAUCACAAGGGCGAGAAGUAUCCUGGUCCCAGAGGUUUUUCUUGAUUUUCUUCCGCGUAAGGGAGAAAGAGUCGCGAAGAAAAAUCUGGGACCCGGGUAACCGAAAAGAUAUGAGUAUGAGAAUGUCAUAGAGUUUGAUAUUCCAGAUGUUAGAGUGACCGUAGAUUACAAGGCGGGGAGGGGGGGCGUACCUCUUGCAUUGCAUUAUAUUGUUAUUGAGGCCCCUCUUACAACAGAUCAAACUCUUAGGUUUUGACAUCGUUUUCUAAGCACGUUGUAAGUAGGAGUUUUCAGCGAGCUUGUGGGGCCGUCGCGCGCUUAUCACAUGUGCUCCCCAUGACGUAUACUAUCUGAUAAUUGAGCAGAAUUUUAUGAGACUGGUCACAACGUAUAUAGUCUGACGUUAGAGCCACCUUGUAGCACUGGCGGCCCAGACGUAGUGUCUGUCAAUAACAUGGACAAAAUGGGAUGAGUCGUCCAAUCUCCCAUGAACUAAAAUAGUCCGGAAGUCAAAAUAUAACAAAACAAAGCUAACAUACCUUUAACUGAACGUCUUCUUGUCUUUCCUGGUCGGUUAAGGUGGCAUUUUGCGGAGUUUGGCACUCGUAGGUACUAUCCACUCUAGAAGAAUUAAAUCUGGCUACAUAUAUAUAUAUAUAUAUAUAUGGAGAUACGUGUGGACGGGGCAGAAGCAACGACGUCAACGGCUACGAAAACGUCACUUGAAACUGAAGUGAGUUCGCGCUGCUUUAAACUUCAUCACGCUUAUUUUAUCUCGUUCAAUUCGACAAUGUUGGCAAAUUCUUCUGGACUUGAAUUCUAAAGGACUGUGUCGAAGACCAGGAGAAUAAAAAGAAAGUCGUUGUCUGGUGUUCCCGUUCUCCACAAAACGUGAAAUUAGGCAUUUUCACAUCGAAAUCGUGCAGUAACGGCAAAGAAAUUUACAAAUCGUGCAAAGGUGCUGUUUUAUUAAUAAUGCCAUUGCUUUAUUGACGUUCUUGCUGUCGUCGCCGUCGUUGUUGCUAAAGUUCCCUAGUAACUAAACAAGCACGCGGCAAAACGGAAUCUCUUGGUUAAAUAGAUACUAACUACGUCAGCCAGACAGAAUGUGGGAUUGGUUAUGGGCCGGUUUGAGAUUGACACUGGGUCGCUGUUGCGUCGUACUGCACUAUGGGACUUUUUUGAUGGAAGAAUUUUGACCCAGUUUCCCGCGAAACGUUGCAAUAACUAAUAAAGCAAAAAGGACUCCAGAACAGUCCUAUUGUGAGGGCAUUGCAAAACAUCACUGACUCAGUCCCAAACGCAACCUCAAAUGGCCGAUUAAAUUCAAGUAUGAUUUCAUUAAAAAACAAGUAUUCUCUUUUUUUUCCAGCGGUAAGAGCGCUGAUCUCAUCACAGAUGCAUUGGAGUUCAUGUACACCCCUUGGCCUGACAACAGUAAUAAAUACGCAUUAAGAAGUCAACUUGUUGAUCUUAUUGGUGAUAACCUUUACUUUGCUCCCAGUCACAAGGUCGCUGAUGUUCACAGUCAGGUCGCUCCUGUUUACAUGUAUGAGUUUGCUCAUCGGGCAAAAACAAGUAUGGGUGCUGAUUGGAUGGGCGUGGUCCAUAGCGAAAAUGUUCCCUUUGAUUUCGGAGUUCCUUUGCUCCCGAAAUUUUUAUCUCUUUAUAGUCCCGCUGACAGAAAUGUCAGUUUGCUUAUUAUGACCAUGUACGCAAACUUUUCCCGGUCCGGCGAUCCUACAGUCAGGGAUGUUGCGUGGGACAAAUACAAUUCAAGUCACAGAUUUUACAUGCGAGUUGGCGUAAAUCCUCGGAUGGAGGCGUCAUUUCAUCCUCGUCGAAUGUCUUUCUGGAAUGAUUAUUACCCUAAGCUGAUGCAGCUGAAGUUUGAUAUCGUUAAGGACAAAGUAUUCGGCGGUGCUCAUGCUAUUGUUAAUGUUGCCAUGGGAAACGUUUUUCUGGUUUUAUUUGUUGUUGUUUUGCUGAUGUACUAG